CUGACUCCAACGUGUACCUGCCUAGUUCAUAGUUCAACUCACCCCCUGGAAAUUAAUUAAUCGGGGUAAUGAGGAUUUUUCCGCUCCUCUCGGGGGAACUGCUGUCAUGCUGUCUGAUCUUGGAGGAAUGAAACUACUGGGAAGUGGCGGUACCGUCAACAGGUAGUUCAUGUGCAUUAUUAUGACCUCGAUUUUAAGUGGAUGGUAUCGUCGGGAGGGCAUGGAGUCGUGAAGGGGUGACACGUGCUCGCACGAAUGAGCGCCAGGGAUGACGACGAGGAUGUCCAGACGGGGGAGAGCUGCAGGGCGAAGAAGGUGGAGGAUGGUUCAUGUAAAGUGGAAGAACUGGGGGGGCGAAGGGAGAGCAAUAAUAACGAGGAGAUCAGCGGGGCCAUGCUGUCCAUCAGCGGCUCAGCACCCACAAUGGCAUUUCCUGCCACCCUCCAAGAACGUUUCCUCCACAUAAAACAGAUUGUUAAAGAGGCGAUAGAGUCACACCACACAUUUAUGAUCUACGGUCGUGCCAAGGUCGUGCGUGAAUGCAUGUUAAAACGAGGAUGGAUUGAGAAAUUGUGCCGUAGAAGUAGCAAUGGUGACCGUGUGAGAUAUUUGCCAGAGAGAAAGACUCGACGUUUACAAAAUUCGAAAUUUACAGUAGACAGUCAACAGCAGGGUCAGCAGUUGCCGAGCCAGGGGGGUCAGCAGAGUGUUCAAGGACACGUGGGGGUGGAUACGAGUCCUGUCGUGUUGCUAUCGGGCAUUGGGGAUCUGAGGGAUGAGCAGAGCCAGAGGCUCCUCAUGUCGAAGAUGCUGGCAAAUCACACGGUGGAUUUUCUCUGGAACUCUGGGUCUGACUGGCCUGGCUGGCCCAGUCAGGACAACAAAACUACUAUUUUCAAUCGAUACUCGAGGGCUGGGUUCACUUCCAAGGUUGGACUUUGCGCUAACGUGCGGCAAAUGCACUGGUAUUACGAGCCUGGGGUUGCAAAUACCCUGUUCCCCAGGUGCUACAACGUCUGCCAGGCCGACCACAUGCAUGCGUUCAUCGACGAUUUCAGACAUACAGCCUGCUUAAGCAUCCUAAAGUGGUUCAUCGAGAAGGUGAACAACGAGGGUGAGAACCUGGCAGUGUCCUCCGGCGGCACAGUCCCCCUGAAAGCUCUAGAUUUCGCGAUAAGACGCUGCAGCGAUUACAUCGAGGCCCAGUCCCACGAGGACAUCGACAAAGAGUGCGAGAGGGUCUGGUCCCACCAGUGGGAGCAAUUCAUCACCUGGUACUACAAAAUUGUUCAUGAGGAGGAGACAUUCUUCGGGACUAAUGUCUCCGUACAUAAAUAUCUGCAAGCCUCAAAGCACAUUAUCAAGCGGAUCCGCAAGUACUGGCACCAGCUCGACAUGGACGGAGUAUCGAACGUAUGGAUCCUCAAGCCAGGAAACAAAAGUCGAGGUCGUGGAAUUGUUCUCAUUAAUAAAAUCGAGGAUGUCGUGGCUAAAGUUAAUCCAGCCAACAAGUCAGACACUCGUUACGUCGUACAAAAAUACAUCGAGAGGCCAUUAUUAAUCCACAACACGAAAUUCGACAUAAGACAGUGGUUCAUCGUAACGUGCGCCCAACCCCUGACUCUGUGGAUGUACAGGGAGAGCUAUCUCAGGUUUUGCUCCCAGGAAUUUCGACUCAGUGAUCUACACGAGUCGGUGCAUCUUAGUAAUCAUGCUGUACAAUGUAAAUAUAAAAAUAGUCCGGAGAGAAAUUCAGCACUGCCACCGGAUAAUAUGUGGGAUGCCACGACGUUCAAACAUUUUUUGAGAUCUCAAGGUCACAAUACCGCAUGGGACGAGUUGAUAUACCCAGGCAUGAAGCAAGGGCUCGUCGGUUCCCUUUUGGCAAGUCAGGAGGCUAUGGACAGGCGAAAGAACAGCUUUGAACUUUACGGAGCUGAUUUCAUGGUCAUGGAGGACUUCUCUGUCUGGUUGAUAGAAAUCAAUAGCCAUCCGGACAUGAGUUAUUCCACCAGCGUUACCAGUCGAUUAUGCAAACAAGUGAUGGAGGAUACUGUCAAGGUUAUCGUGGAUUUUCGCGAAGAUAAAAAUGCAGACACUGGAUUAUUUGAACUUGUUUACAAACAGAAGAUGCCAAAUUGCCAGCCGUAUUUAGGGGCCGCGCUGUCUGUUCAGGGGACGAAAAUUAGUUCUAAUGAGAGGAGAUUGACGCAUUUGGAUCCGAGAGUUCUCCCGAAAUUUCCAUUGAGUUGCCUAUCAAGCAGGAAAAAAUCCACUGCCAACAGUUACAUAGGGCCAGUGAUCGUUGACCUCAUCGAGGAAUUAGAAAUUCAACUAGAUCGUGAAUUACACUCGUACUGCAAGCUCGACUCGCCAAUUGACUCUAACAAUUCAUCACCGAUACUAUCUUCCCCGGUACUAUCAUCCUCUAGAGCUCCCUUGGCAUUAAUUCAAGGUAAAAUCGAGGCUACACCACCUGGCUCGAUAAUACCCAGCAGUUCCGGUGGCCUCAGUCCCACAGCAAAAUCGCCGACUCAACUUGCCCAAACUACACCAAAAAGUAGUCGUUCAACGAACUCUACACUGAGAACUCCCAGCAAAUUAAAGAAAAUAACAACGGAUUUAUCGCCGGGGCAGACAGCUGCUGGCAGAAUAUCGAGGAGUCAACGAGAGGCUAAAACUGCUGUUGAAACGAGAUCUAAUAAAUCAGAUAGAACUAAAGUUCCAAAUGAAGAGAAGCUAAUUGGAGUAGCAAUGCGCAACGCAAUGAACAAAUACAAAAAAUACGGAGCAGCCCCCCUGGAGGUUCCCCCCCUGCCGUCUCUCCUGUUCCCCUCAAAAAUAGGCAAUCGAAUGAUUCGCUCAUCGUCAGUGAGCACAAAAACCCGAAACAUUCCAAGCAGAAUGAAACGAAGAGACGACUCCCCAGACAUGGCUGAAAUGUACGCAGUGGGUCUUGGAUUGACAAAAUGAGAAAAAAGCCCCCUUCAUUCAUCAUAUUUUCUCGCUUAUUCUUCCUCAAUCUGUUCUGUACAUAAUGGCAUUAAAAUAUUUAUUUAAUGUAAAAAAUGACAAGAUGAACUAAUUAAAAAAAAUUGAACUUUA
Messenger RNA from Diachasma alloeum, 3105 nucleotides. RefSeq names its product tubulin monoglycylase TTLL3. Gene Ontology annotation, cellular component: cilium. Gene Ontology annotation, molecular function: protein-glycine ligase activity, initiating. Lineage: Eukaryota; Metazoa; Arthropoda; Insecta; Hymenoptera; Braconidae. The record is from RefSeq and is a predicted model, not a curated record. The transcript has 12 exons. The coding region runs from base 256 to 2973 and encodes 905 amino acids. Gene Ontology annotation, biological process: cilium movement; protein polyglycylation; cilium assembly.